AUGUAUACAAACGUUUGGAAUCAUUUCCCUCACAACCUGAAUAUGGCUUCCAAGUCCAAGGCCUGCGCGGCUAUUGGGUCUUCCGAUCAGCAGCGCCGUAGGGCUGAGGCGGUGCGGGACAGCUGCUGCGCCUCACUGUCAUCCGAACACCACAUUCUUCCCGACGCAGUGGAAACGUCAGAAGCGCGGCCGCUCUUCAGCCGUCCACAGGGCGUCGGCAAUGGCCUUUCCGGACUGCGCAUUAGGCGCAGACGCGCAGACGCGAUCACAGAGCCUAUCAUUAUUCAUCUGACUAUGAUACCGAUGUCUUCUUUCUGGCGCUCUGUUCCGGGAGCCGCCGUCGGUCACUGGUUAGCAGACGUCGGCACCAGAUCGACUGCUGCAGGGGCGGCAAUUUACGGUCCACUGGUACUCGGCUUCGUCUACGACAGUCUAGUCCUUGGACUUUACUGUAGCUUUGUGUGGAAGUGCCCCGCUAUCGUACUGGAGCAUCUGUACCGUAUCAUGAUUAACGGUGCAGCGCGGCGUCGGGAAUCCAAGAAACGAGGAACCGAAGCUCAGGUCAGGAUUUUGGACAUUGGGGUAGCCACCGGCUAUUACAUGGCCAAGACAAAGCUUCCAGAAAGUACCUCGGUCACGCUCUUCGAUCUCAAUACGGAUUGCCUGGAGGUCGCUUCCACGAGGUGUCGAAAAGCCCACUCCGAGGUGCUCAAUCUCGACAUUGAGACCGUCUGUGGCGAUUUUCUGGCGUCAGAUUCGGACCCAUCCUCGAUACAAUGCAUGCUGGAUCCAAGGAAGCAAGGCAACAAACAUUACGACGUCGUAUUCACCACUUUCCUACUGCAUUGUCUCCCAGGGCCACCGGAUCGUAAAGCUAAAGCGUUGGCUUCGCUGUCACGUUUGGUCGAGCCGACGUCCGGGGUCCUGUGUGGAGCGACUAUCUUGGGAAAGGGUUCCAGAGAAGUGUGUCACUCGCUUGUCGGUCGAUUCGUCCUUUUCUGGCACAACUUGUUGGGAUGGUUCGACAAUGAGAGUGACGACACCGAGGAUUUUGUCCAAGCUUUGGAAGAGGCAUUUGAGAUUGUUUCUUGUCAAGUCAUAGCAAGGGCGCAGCUACUGCGCAACCGAAACUUUGCUUGGAAUGAGACCCACGCGCCGGAAUGCAUUCCAUUCCAGUACAAUUCGCACGCAUGCGCGCAACUCUAA
Diaporthe amygdali is the source of this 1206-nucleotide messenger RNA. RefSeq lists its product as uncharacterized. The coding region runs from base 1 to 1206 and encodes 401 amino acids. Lineage: Eukaryota; Fungi; Ascomycota; Sordariomycetes; Diaporthales; Diaporthaceae. The transcript is spliced from 4 exons. The record is from RefSeq and is a predicted model, not a curated record.